GAAAGAAAGAUGCAUAAGAUGAGCAGAAGCCGUGGACGCAAAACCAAAAUAAACAAUAAUUUUAACUUUUGCAUUUGUCAUCACCAUUCACCUCCCUAUAUAACACCUCAGCACCAACGCAACAAACAAGCAUGGCUUCAUUCUUCCCCCUUGCAUGCUUCUUCGUCUCCAUCUGCCUCAUACUUUCUCAAUCCAACGCCGGCAAGAUCGCCAUCUACUGGGGCCAAAACGGCAACGAAGGCACGCUGGCCGCCACCUGCGCCACCGCCGACUACGACUUCGUAAUCAUAGCCUUCCUCCCUACCUUUGGCAAUGGCCAGACCCCCAUCAUCAACCUCGCCGGCCACUGCGACCCAUACUCAAACGCCUGCACUAACCUCACCUCCGACAUCAACUCCUGCCAAUCCAAGGGCAUCAAAGUCAUCCUCUCCAUCGGCGGCGGCGCCGGGAGCUACUACCUCAACUCAACCGAUGACGCCAAACAAGUCGCCACCUAUCUCUGGAACAACUUCCUCGGCGGCCAGUCGUCGUCCCGCCCCCUAGGCGACGCUGUUUUAGACGGCGUUGACUUCGACAUCGAGGGAGGGACCAACCUCUACUGGGACGACCUAGCGCGGUAUCUUUCUAAUUACGGAAAGCGCGGCGGCGGCAGGAAGGUUUAUCUGAGCGCGGCGCCGCAGUGCCCGUUCCCCGAUUACUAUAUCGGGAAGGCUCUGCAGACGGGGCUGUUCGACUACGUGUGGGUGCAGUUCUACAACAACCCUCCUUGCCAGUAUUCUUCGGGCAUGGACAGCCUUGAGAAGGCGUGGAAGCAGUGGAACUCGGUUCCCGCGGGGGAGAUUCUGCUGGGAUUGCCGGCGUCGGCGGAGGCGGCGGGAACUGGAUUUGUUCCGGCGGGAACACUUACUUCCACAGUGCUUCCUGCGAUUAAGGGCUCUGCCAAAUAUGGAGGUGUGAUGCUGUGGUCCAAGUACUAUGACAAUGGUUAUAGUUCUGCUAUCAAGAAUGCCGUUUGAUUAAUUUUAUCACUUUAUGUACGCGUGUGUCAUCAUCAUAUGUUUCUUUUCUGAUUUUACGGAUAUAAUAUGUGUAAAUAUCACUCUAAAUACAUUAUAUAACAAAACUAUCACGAUCUUCGAUUUCCAACGAGAAAGAAGUGAGCUGAAAC
This is a messenger RNA of Salvia miltiorrhiza (redroot sage), 1168 nucleotides long. Its product is annotated as acidic endochitinase-like. The transcript has a single exon. The record is from RefSeq and is a predicted model, not a curated record. The coding region runs from base 132 to 1016 and encodes 294 amino acids. Gene Ontology annotation, biological process: carbohydrate metabolic process. NCBI's taxonomy places the organism in Eukaryota, Viridiplantae, Streptophyta, Magnoliopsida, Lamiales, Lamiaceae. Gene Ontology annotation, molecular function: chitinase activity. Gene Ontology annotation, cellular component: extracellular region.